GCAGGGAGAAGUCAAAAUCCAGUCAACAAAUCUAUUGCUGCAGCUUCAACCAACGGGUCCUUCACUUCCUCAAACGUCCUCCAUCAUCAUCCCAACAUUUUCCUCCGACCGUUACAUGCACCAUGGCUUCUGCACCUUCCAACCUCUGUCCCCUAAGGAAGCUCUCGAGGAAGACCUAAUACUAGAGUCCAUCGCUUGGCCUGAGACUCCCCCUUUGCCAUCUCCUCUGUCCCUAGAAGUUACCAGCGAUCCAGUCCACAGCAGCUUCACUAUUCUCCCAAGGAGUGCUGGGGGACAGUGGUACGUAGGGGAUUCGCUUGAGGUUACGAUCAAAAUGUAUGAUUACCAGGGUCGCCCCAAGAAGUCUGGAGGGGACGUCUUGUUUGCCCGGCUGCACAACGCCGCUCUCGGUGCAGGUGUGGCAGGCCAAGUGGUUGAUCAUCUCAACGGCUGCUAUUCCGCUGUAUUCUCUUUACUCUGGGAAGGACAUGCACAAGUUGAGGUGACACUGGUUCACCCCAGCGAGGCAGUCACGGUGCUGCGCAGGCUAACCGCUGAACAGCCCGACAGAAUUAACUUCAAAAGCCUGUUCCGCUCAAGCCUGGUAACUGAAACUGCCACCUGUAACGUAUGUCUGCGUCCAACCCAGCAGCCACUGUGCAACUACACCAACCUCCACACCGGUGACCCAUGGUUCUGCUACAAGCCAAAGAACUUCAGCUGCAAUGACAGAAUCAACCACUCCCAUGGAAAAUUCAAUCAAAACCUAAAGACCAACGAGGAGAUGCUCUUUCAAGAUGGUGUCAACAUGAAAGUCUCCAUUCGAGCUUCAGGACCUGCCAAUAUCACUGUGUUCCAAAAAAACAAAGAUCAACCUGAAGUGAAGAGCCUCAAAGUCAAGUCUGGGCCCUCUGGCUACUACUACCAGCAUGUGUGGCGAGCACUAGGUGGCACCACAGUUCACCACUUCAACACGUCGUCAGCCAUCAGUCAGUGUCUGGAGGGAAGGGCUGUCCACCUGUAUGGAGACUCCACCAUCAGGCAGUGGUUUGAGCACCUCAUCAAAGCACUGCCAGAUCUAAAGCAGUUUGACCUGCACAGCCAGAAGCAAGCUGGUCCUUUCUUGGCCCUGGACUAUGCAAAAAACAUUAUGGUGACGUACCGGUGUCAUGGUCCUCCUAUUCGUUUUGGCAACGUCCCAACCAGCGAGCUGCGUUAUAUCGCCAAUGAACUGGAUGGUAUACCUGGAGGCCCCAACACUGUCAUAGUUAUUGGAAUCUGGUCACACUUCAGCACUUUCCCUGUAGAAAUCUAUAUCCGGCGGCUGCAGAGCAUCCGUGGGGCGGUGAUGCGGCUGCUGGCCAGGGCUCCAGGCACGCUGGUGGUGAUCAGGGCUGCAAACCCCAAAGCUUUGACGCUCUACGAGACGCUGACCAACAGCGACUGGUACUCGUUGCAACGUGACAAGGUGCUCAGAGCCGUGUUCAAAGGAUUGAAUAUUCAUCUGGUGGAUGCCUGGGAGAUGGGAUUGGCCCACCACCUGCCACACAGCCUCCAUCCACAACCUCCCAUUAUCAAGAACAUGAUUGAUGUUCUCUUGUCCUAUAUAUGCCCUCAACUGCACUAAAGGUAUGCUAGGUUUAGGUAUUAACCAUGACUACUACCAAAUGACCAAGUUUGACACAUUCCAGGAGAUGCACGUGUAACCCAGAUGUAAAACAUCAUAAGACGAGAGAGAGAAGAGAGGGUGAUUAUUUUAUUAGUUUAUUUGCCCCUAUCCAAAGUUUAAAAAUUGUAAUUGCAACUGAAUGCACCGCCCUUCUUCCCAGCCAGUCAGGCGUAACACAGGCCAUGUCCAGCUCGUGCGAUGACGUGCGUCGUUUUCCCGGUCAAACUUUAGUCUCAGCCACAGAGUGAGGGCAGCCAUCAGCUUAGACAGAGACAGAGAAAGAAAAAGAGAGGAAUAAGAAUAAUCCUGAAAAAAAGAACAACAACAACAAAAAAGCCAGUACACUUACCCGCUGGAAGUCCGGAGCGAGCGAUUACCCAAAAGAGACGAGUCACGUCGGUAAGACAAGUUGAUUGUCUGGAAAUAAAAGCACUUACCGUCGUCAUCCAUGCUAAUGCUAGCUCUGUGGCUAACAGGCUAACUACCUACCUUCCAUUGGGAGAGCCGCUCGGUUCUAACAUCAGGUACUGGGCUUUGACAAACAUAGCAACGGUGAGAAACGUUAGCUGCUAAAAUGAUAUUUCUCUGUAGCACCUCAGCGCUUAAAGAGAACAGUGGAUAUAUUAAAGAUUAAUUUAAUUUAAAGGGAAAGAAAUUUGGUAAAUCAUAUGAUGAGGGUAACAUAUUUUAUUUUGUAAUGUGCAACCUACUGAAAGAAUUUAUUUAAUUUCAACUGUGACUUUAAAAUUACUUAGAGGGUAAUUUUUGGUGCAUGUUCUCUGGCAUGAAUAGGCCUAUAAGUGUUUGGAGUAAUUAAGCAUACUUCUUUUGAUAACUCUAAGACAACUUCUACUUUUCCAUUUCUAUGUUUCCAUCUCAUUUGCACAUGAUUUUGCUAUAGUAAUGAUUUAUCCUGAAUGUAAAUGGGUACUUACCGUGAAUAUUGUUGAGAUACUGUUCACAGAAACAGCUAGAUAUUUAAGCACUUAAAUGAUUAGUGCAUUUGAUGAAUGUUGUACAACUAAAAAAAAAAAAAAAACGAACAAAGAAUUGAAGUUUGAGAUCUGUUGAGAUUUAAGAUUAACAUAUGAGGUUAAAACAAUAUGUUGAUUUUUGUCAUUUAAAGAAUCCAAUGUAAAUUAUAUGACCUUGUAGGGGUGGGCGGUAUGACGAUAUUAAAUCUUGAACGAUUACAACGUGAAGACGAUCUGUCAAAUUGCAGAGAUCGUGAGAUCGUCGAGGGCACAUUCUAUAAAUUGCAGUUCUAUGCUGAUGCACCGUCGCACCAGACGUUUUACGUCGUCAACCUGACCGACCAGUCAUAGCGAAUUAUGAGUAGUUGCGCGCUUUCUUACCUGCCUCCUUGUUUAUGUGUGUAGCAAAAAUCCACUUCCAUUAUAUGGAACUGGUUUGGAUUUUCCUCAACUGAUGAAGCACAGGCAAAUGUUUUGUGCAAAGUUUGCACAGAACAUGUUCGCACGUCGGGUGGCAACACGACGAACCUGUUCAAUCAUUUGAAGAGGAAGCAUCCUAAAGAAUAUGCUGAGAGCCAAACAGCGAGGGGUCCGAUGGCACCGACACCGCAGGCGGAGGCAGCAGUUAGUGUAAGACCAAAACAAUCAACAUUAACACAGGCAUUUAACAAAGGCACUCCGUAUGACAAGUCAAGCAAGCGAUGGAAAGAGGUAACAGAAGCAGUUACCUUUUAUCUUGCAAAAGAUUUGGUACCGUUCAAGACGGCAGAAAACGAGGGGUUGAAAUGCCUUCUUAAAGUAGUUGACCCGCGGUAUGAGCUGCCCAGACGAAAAUACUUCUCCAACACUGCCAUGCCACGUCUCUUCUCUGAAUGCUGAGAAAAUAUUGUCUGUUUUUCAUUUUUCAAUUUAAGAUCGUGAUAAAAUCGAAAUCGCGAUUUUAUUUUUAAAAAAUCGUGAUAUGCUAUUUUUGCCAUAUCGCCACCCCUAUGACCUUGUGUAUAGGUCAGGUUUUUUGAGAGGGCGCAGAGAAUCUGAGGGACCAGGACCACAUUCUAGUUGUGACAGAUGGCGAGCCAACUACUUUGAGGAAGAACCACCACAAAGGAGAUACACACAUACACACUCACACCAUACAUUCACAUUACACCCCAUUGGACUUUUAAAAUCAGGUGCACCUGCAACAACUUUUAUUUCUAAGGGCCGCAACGGACACUUUUACUUUAUUUAUUGUGUGCAUACUUUUAUUUUGGGCAAU
Molecule: messenger RNA, 3901 nt
Organism: Mugil cephalus (flathead mullet)
Lineage: Eukaryota; Metazoa; Chordata; Actinopteri; Mugiliformes; Mugilidae
Product: NXPE family member 3-like
Exons: 5
Coding region: 116-1627 (503 amino acids)
Source: RefSeq, a predicted model, not a curated record